AUGGCUACUCAGUUUACGCUGCUCGGUCUGCCCAAUGAACUCAUUGUUAUUGUGGCCAAAUCCUUGGCGGAUCCCGGCGAUCUUGGGCACUUUCGUCUGGUCAACCAUAAGAUCUACGACAUCACAUACAACGACUUUGCCGCCCGGGUGUCUGCGCAACCAUGGCUUAUGAGUGAGCAUAGCUUGAGGACACUUACCACCAUCGGGGACAACGAGCGGCUACGGCAGACGAUCAAGCAUCUGAACCUCGAUACGCACUUCUUGUUUGUCUAUGAAGGCGCCCGUCGCCAGAAAAAGGACAAUACGCACCUGGAGCAAUGGAAACUGCACAGUCGCAGACAAGCAGAGUUUCUUAGCGGGGGUCGAGACGUCGCUAUGCUUACCCUUGCGUUGUCCAAAUUGCCACGCCUUAAGUCGGUCCAGGUUGGCCAAUGGUGCAAGACUUGGGAAGAUUUUCGCUUUGGCUAUGGCGGCGGCACCAUUGCCGAAGAGUGCAACAGUGCGCUCUCAUCUAUCGAGAUGGGAAGUCAGUACGAUUUUCUGAUGGACUUCGAGCGCGAAUUGGCAUUAGAGACGUGUGGUGCCAUUGAGUGGACAUUCUCAGUGCUCUUUCAAGCACUGUCCGUGGUGCAACGCCCUCUGGAUCGUCUUUCAGCUUAUGUCUACAAACCAUGUGAGUUUGAAAAGUACCAACCGGGCAACGAAUACUUUCUGUACGGUCUGGACCCCACUCGUCUCCCGUAA
Molecule: messenger RNA, 744 nt
Organism: Anthostomella pinea
Lineage: Eukaryota; Fungi; Ascomycota; Sordariomycetes; Xylariales; Xylariaceae
Source: the annotation of a GenBank genome assembly